CCCGGGCCGGCUGGGCGGGGUGCUGGGUUGCCAGGACGACCGUAGCGGGUUAGUAGCAGAGUCGUUUGGAGACUCCCGGCGCGUAGAAGACUGAGUACCGGUGGAGAGGUCGUUCGCAGUGGCUGCUUCCCGGUAAACCAUGGGCAGCAAGAAGAAGGAAAUUGCUUUGCAGGUCAACAUCAGCACCCAGGAGCUUUGGGAAGAAAUGCUGAGUUCCAAAGGAUUAACUGUUGUUGAUGUCUACCAAGGCUGGUGUGGCCCCUGCAAACCUGUGGCAAGCCUCUUCCAGAAGAUGAGGAUUGAGGUUGGCCUGGACCUUCUGCACUUUGCAUUAGCAGAGGCCGAUUGUCUUGAUGUCCUUGAAAAAUACCGAGGGAAGUGUGAGCCAACCUUUCUGUUUUAUGCAGGAGGAGAACUGGUGGCUGUGGUCAGGGGAGCAAAUGCUCCACUGCUGGAGAAGACCAUCCUCGACCAACUGGAGGCUGAAAAGAAGGUGCUAGCUGAAGGCAGAGAACGGAAAGUGAUUAAAGAUGAGGCUCUUUCUGAUGAAGACGAAUAUUUUCUCCAUGAAAAAAAUGAUGGAGAAGAUGAGGACGUGGUGUCAUCAGAGGAGACCUGUACCUUGGCAAUCAUUAAGCCAGAUGCAGUGGUCCAUGGAAAGACGGAUGAGAUUAUUAUGAAGAUCCAAGAAGCUGGGUUUGACAUUCUAACAAACGAAGAGAGAACCAUGACCGAGGCAGAAAUGCGUCUUUUCUACCAAUACAGAGCUGGAGAGGAGGCAUUUGAAAAGCUGGUACAUCACAUGUGCAGUGGACCGAGCCAUCUCCUUAUCCUCACCAGGACCAAGGACAGCGAGGAUGUGAUUACUGCCUGGCGAACCCUAAUGGGGCCCUGUGACCCCUGUGUGGCCAGGAGAGAGCAGCCUGAAAGUCUCCGGGCUCUGUAUGGCACAGAGAUGCCCUUCAACGCUGUCCAUGGGAGCCGCGACCGAGAAGAUGCCAGCAGAGAGCUGGCAUUACUCUUCCCCAGUGUCAAGUUUUCAGAUGAAGAUGUGGAGGCCCCUCAGGGAAGAAGAAAUAUUGAAGAGUUCAAGGGCUGAUGGAGCCUCUCUCUUGCCUAUGGACCCUCCAUAGCAGCGCACCCUGUCUUCUUCAGACCUGAACAUUUUAGGAGGUUCCUAACUAAGAUCUGCCUUUGUACUCACAUUCAGAAAAUACUCCCCAGGAGAAAAGACACAUACCUGCUCUUUGACCUCAAUGUUAUGCUCCCCUUCCAGAAUAAGGGUGACGGCUUGCAUAAUUUGCUUUCCAUGAGUACUCAUUAUUUUAUCUAUAUGCUGUAAAACAAUGGGAAGGCCACGGUUAUCAUCUGGGAAACGAAAAGCCCACAGAAAGAACAGAAAGCUUCUAAAAGUUAACAUUCUAUGAUACACAGUUGCUUCAAGCAGAACAACACAGCAUAUAGAACGAGAUGCCAAAGAAUAGUAUUUAUUAUACUGUAAAGCUGCAUUUUGCCUUCAAAUACGUUUCUGAAUGACUUUAUUACAAAGAGAACAUAGAGUUGGUCUGAUAGAAUAUAGAACUAAAAUCAGUGGGAGUGCUCAAGCCCAAAGAUAUUAAACAAAAAGGAAGCAUAAAAUUAUGGAUUGGGGGGCAGACAUGGAAAAUACAGUAUAGGUAUUAAUACUAUCUUGGAGCACAACUGUAUGAAGAUGAUUCAAAAGACAAGCAAAGCACAGAGAAGUAAAAUAUGACCAUGUUUCUUCAUCCACCUGAAGUGGUCACCUGACAUGGUUGGUCAGGGAACAUCACAGAACUACACUGAGUGUGACCCCACCAGCAAAGCUGUGCCUUUUCUAUUGACAAAUGCCCACUAAUCUCCACAAUGACAUCUCCAGAGGUUAAUCCAAUAAAUGUGGGAGGGGAAGGUAUGGGAGUGUCUAUGGAACGGCAUUAAGAAGAGUUCUCUAAAUCCAAUCAAGCAGAAGCCUCAGAGAAAAUGAUUCAGGCAGAUGAAAAAUGUGGCCAGCAAGCCAAGCAAGAAUAAAGUAACAAAUCAAGGCAGAUAUAUAUUUGGUGCAAAGGGUGGAGAGACAGACAGGAUGGGCAGUACAGCAGUGUUGGGCAGGGGGGCUCCCAGAACACCUAUGAAGGUGGCAGGUCAAGACAUCAACUCCAUGCUUCUCUGAAAAGGGGCAACAUUUGAGUCAUACUCAGAGGUAGAUGUUGGGGAUUAGAGACAGCAGUGUUGGGUUAGGGACACGGAGGGCUAGCUAAUCUGGAAGCCUGGGUGAUUUUACUUACAGGCCGA
Molecule: messenger RNA, 2310 nt
Organism: Marmota monax (woodchuck)
Lineage: Eukaryota; Metazoa; Chordata; Mammalia; Rodentia; Sciuridae
Gene: Nme9
Product: NME/NM23 family member 9
Exons: 12
Coding region: 140-1099 (319 amino acids)
Biological process (GO): UTP biosynthetic process; CTP biosynthetic process; GTP biosynthetic process
Molecular function (GO): nucleoside diphosphate kinase activity
Source: RefSeq, a predicted model, not a curated record